Molecule: messenger RNA, 2428 nt
Organism: Thlaspi arvense
Lineage: Eukaryota; Viridiplantae; Streptophyta; Magnoliopsida; Brassicales; Brassicaceae
Source: the annotation of a GenBank genome assembly
GGAAAAUCGACUCUUCACCUCCCAUUGAUUGAUUCCUUGAGUUCAAUCGACGAACAAAUCCCUAAUUUUCCAGUCAGAAAAUCGAAACUUGGGGGGGGGGGGGGGGGGGGGGGGGGGGGGGGGGGAUCUUACCCGAGUACGUUGCUAAUGGAUGAUUCCGACUUAUCUUCGUCGAUUUUGCCUCGCUCGCCGCUAAUUCCCGACCCUGUCGAAACCGUAGACGAGUCGUCUUCUUCACCAGUCGCGUCGAUGAGGGCCGAUGCUGCUCAGUCACUGGCUCUUUCGUCGCCAAAUCGAGAUCAUGAUGACCCCCCGUCAACGGAUUCCUCAAUUGCGCCUCGAAAUUUAGACGGGUCCCCCUCUGCUCCGGUGAACGAAACCCUGAUUGUGCAUUCUCCGGUAGGUUUUGAGCGCGGUGAUGAGUGCAAUGGUGAUGCUCAAUCCAUGGUGACAGAGUCUCAGAUUCCGCCUUUAAUCCACUGCGAGAGCAAUUACCCGUGGUCGCAAGCUCCAGAGGAAAUCGACGAUUCAUUCUUUGACAUGUGUUCGUCGUCUUCGGAGAAUCGCCAACAAUGGACGCCCAAUGUUUCCCCUGGGCAUGACACUGAUGAUGAAUUAACAAUGGGAUUUUUGACGCAGCCCUUGUUGAGAUUGAAGGAAGAACCUCCGAAGAUCGUCGAGCCCAGUGGUGUUGGUGCUGGACUUUUGAAUCUAGGCAACAGUUGUUUCGUUAACUCGGUGUUGCAGUGUUUCACUCACACUGUGCCGCUUAUCGAGUGCCUUUAUACAUACAAACCUCAAGAUCCUUGUAACUGUGGCAAUGAAGGAUUCUGUGUUAUAAAGGCUCUUCAAAGUCACAUCGAGGCUGCUCUGACUACUUCAAGAUUUUCAAUAUCUCCUUUUUAUUUUCUCAACAAUCUCAAUUAUUUCUCUCCUCACUUCCAGCGUUACCAACAAGAAGAUGCGCAUGAAUUCCUACAGGCAUUCUUGGAUAAGUUGAAGAUAUGUUGCUUGGAUCGAACAGGUGAUCAAGAUGCUAACCUUGUUCAGCAUGUCUUUGGUGGUCGUCUCGUGAGCGCGCUUCGUUGCUGCAACUGCAACUCUGUUUCUGAUACAUUUGAGAACUCUCUUGGUUUGAGUUUGGAGAUUGAAGAUGUGGAAGAUCUUUGGAGCGCACUAUAUUCUUUUACCUGUCUAGAAAAGCUUGAAGAGCAAAUGACGUGUGAUAACUGUAAGGAAAAAGUCUCAAAGGAGAAGCAACUCUUGCUCGAUCAGCUUCCAAUGGUUGCCACAUUCCAUCUGAAGAGAUUCAAGAACAAUGGGGUUUUUAUGGAGAAGAUCUUCAAGCAUGUCGAGUUCCCAUUGGAGUUAGACUUGAGGCCAUAUAUGAGAAAUAACCAGGAUAACGAAGUCAACACCAAAUAUCAUCUUUAUGCUCUUGUGAAUCAUUUUGGGUCAUUAGCUUACGGUCAUUACUACUCCUAUGUGAGGUCAGCACCAACGAUAUGGCACAGAUUUGAUGACAAGCAGGUCACUAGAAUCGAUGAAGGUAAUGUGAUACCAUGGGAUUCAUAUAUUCUUUUCUACGCUAGAGAAGGGACUCCAUGGUUUUCUAGAGCUUUGGAAGAAAUUCAGCCAUUGCUUGAACCUGGCAAGUACUCUUCGCCAAAGUCUGUCCUUGAUCCCAGCCACGGGGAGUGUUUAUCUGAAAUCAGUAAUGAGAAACCCUGCGACUCAGCGGGAGUAUCUGACCUACAUGUAAAGACAGAAGAAAACUUUGUCUCCCUCUCCAAUGAGUCAAACGAAGCUGUGUUUCAGUCGGUAGAGUCUAGUGGCGAGGAUUCUCCCAUGAUAGACAUUUUGGACCCGCGUGAUCCUGCAGAUGAAUAUGAUUCUUGUAUUCCUCCAUAUCUUGAGCCCUCUCUCAAAAAAGAACUAGAUUCCUGUUUAGCCGCUGGUGAUGAUGCUUUUGUGUCUCUGCUCAUGUCUGAACAAACUGUCCAAAUUGAACUUGAGCAACUGGAAAACACAAAGAGCCAAGAGGAAGAAGAUCCGUGCAAGCAGACAUUACUAUUAAGCGACAUUGCAGAUUCUAAGGAAACAGAAACUGUUCAUAUGAAGAAACCUUUACCUCACGGUAGAGAGUUGGACCAGGCCGUAUCUCAAACUGGUUCUCCACCCAAAAAACUAAAAACAGUUUGAAAAUGUGUUGCAUCUGGAUACAAAGUUUUGGUGAUGAUGACUUUGGUUAGACUAAAUCAGGCUAAGUCGUUUUUGUUUCUGUGCAUAACUAGUAGUUGCAGCUGGUACUUUUGGUUAACUCGACUUGACUUGGCUUUUAAUAAUAAUAAUAAAAUAAAAACUUUAGAUUCUGUCAAUGGCUUUUGUUUUUUUCUUUCCGACGAUUUAUACCGCUUUGUUUUUUUUC